Messenger RNA from Alternaria ventricosa, 744 nucleotides. RefSeq lists its product as uncharacterized. Gene Ontology annotation, cellular component: mitochondrial inner membrane. Bases 1 to 744 code for a protein of 247 amino acids. The transcript is spliced from 3 exons. The record is from RefSeq and is a predicted model, not a curated record. Gene Ontology annotation, biological process: monoatomic ion transport; mitochondrial transmembrane transport. NCBI's taxonomy places the organism in Eukaryota, Fungi, Ascomycota, Dothideomycetes, Pleosporales, Pleosporaceae. Gene Ontology annotation, molecular function: monoatomic ion transmembrane transporter activity.
AUGUCGUCUUUUGUCUUGACAAACUUGGUUGUCACGGCUGGCAUGCUUACACCGGGUCUCGGGACAGCAGGUACACUAGGAUGGCAAGUGACGAACCAGUCGGUCAACGUCGGAAUCAACUUCUCCAACGCGAACAAGUCGAUCCCGCUCUCUACGUCCACAAUCGUCCAAUCCUACCUCCUCGCCGUCAGCGCAUCAUGCGGUGUCGCUCUCGGUCUCAAUGCGCUGGUGCCCCGCCUCAAGAGCCUGUCGCCCAACGCAAAAGUCAUUGCCGGUCGAUUGGUGCCCUUCGCAGCUGUUGCAACAGCUGGUGCGCUCAACGUGUUCCUCAUGCGCGGUGAGGAAAUCAGGCAGGGCAUCGACGUCUACCCCGCGCUAUCGGAAGCUGAGCGAAAAAGGGUUGACACGGGAGAGAUGGAGGUCAAGCCACUGGGCAAGAGCAGGAAGGCAGCUACGCUUGCUGUAGGAGAGACGGCGCUGAGUCGCGUGCUCAAUGCGACACCUAUCAUGGUCCUGCCGCCUCUCCUGCUUGUGAAGCUGCAGAAGACAGAAUGGCUCAAGCAGAGGCCCAGGAUGGUGACGCCGGUGAACUUAGGACUCAUUUUCACGACAUCCAUCUUCGCGCUGCCACUUGCACUCGCUGCGUUCCCGCAACGCCAGGCUGUCAGUGCGCAGUCGCUCGAACCCGAGUUUCAUCAGCGCGGUGGCAAGGAUGGCAUGGUGGAGUUUAACCGUGGGAUAUGA